Molecule: messenger RNA, 2444 nt
Organism: Sclerotinia trifoliorum
Lineage: Eukaryota; Fungi; Ascomycota; Leotiomycetes; Helotiales; Sclerotiniaceae
Source: the annotation of a GenBank genome assembly
ACUUUACUACACCGGUUUUUAAAAUUUCAUCGAAAUUGUGAAAAUGUGCUUAAGCCAUAGAUCCUGAUCUUUCGACUUCAAGUUGAUUUGUAUUCCUUCAUUACGUUCAAUUCUUGCACUUUGCCAAGAAACAUUCAUUAUACCGAGGCUGGUUUUCCUCGCCAAGACAAAGAUAUCACAACUGCAGAGGAUUUCAGGGAGAAAAAAUAAGAAGGGAAAAUCGCAGCGGAAGAGCUUCUAUUAGGUUGGGAGCGAUACCUGUGUCGCUGCGGGUGACUCAUCGUGGAGGAAUCGAUUUAGGAACUGCAGGACAGGGCCUAUCCGAGGGAUUGAACUUGCAGCUGGACUGUUUUAUGAUUUUGGUGAUAGCAGAACAUCAGUAUAGCAGCACAAUAUUGAACACGAGGAGCCACGCACAACAUUCUUACCGGAGAAUGGAUACAUACUGACACGGCAAGACCCUUCAACGAUUUUUUGCCAACUACUCCUGAUGGAUUCGGAGGAAAAAUUCACAUACACAAAACAAAAUCAGGAGAGCUUAACGACGCCAUUCCAGAUUUGCUCGACGACAUCGACAAUUUGAUAGAACUUGACUGUGUCACUCGUGAAAGAAAAUUAUGAAAAGUUAUUUGAAGCAUCUUCUUCUGCCUCUUCAAACACCAUCCCCGGGUACGAAACCUCGAUCUCGGUCCGAAUCCCGGUCUCAAUCUCAUACUUCAUCCGAAAAGAACCCCGAAGUUAAAUCCAAGCCGAAACCUGGAAUCGAGCCCCAGUUAUCAAGUCAAAAGAGCAGGAUACCCGCAUCUCGUCGCCCAAGUACCUCACGGCCAAAGAUGGCUUCUAUUUCCAGAUCCCGCUCAGUGAUGACAUCCGAUGAACUCACAGCCCAGAGACUCCAAGCCCAAUGGGAUCGCGAGAAUGAUCUUCUUCGAACGCAUCUACUUGAGGCUCAAAGAAUGCAGGCUCAAAUUGAAGAAGAGCAAGCUGCGUCUCUGGCAAGACGUGCGGCCCGUAUUAAGAGGGACAUGGAGGAGGCUAUCAGAAUCGCUGCCGAGUGGGAGAAUGAGGACAGACGUGCUGCCGCUCUAGAGCGAGAAUUAGAGGAGCAAGAGAACUUUGCGAGGGAAUUGCUCCGAAGGGAUGAAGAGGAUUUAGCUGCAGCGCAGGCCGCUCAAGCUCAAUGGGAAGAAGAAAUUCGGGAACAGGAGGAACAAGCGAGAAGAGCGGCUGAGGAUGAAGAAAGAAGAGCGAGAGAAUCAAUGAGAAGAAGAGCGAGCGAGGAUGGAGAAAAAAUAGCAAGAGAAGCGAGGAGAAGAAGAGCGAGCGAGGAUGGAGAAAAGCUUGAAGUGGGAGAAGAAGAGCUGCUGCUGCCGGCUAGAGCUACGAUGGAGAAAGAGACAGCAGCUCGAAAGGAAUCUGAAAGGAAGAUCAGGCUCGAGACAGAACGAUUGCAAUUACAGCAAGUUGAGGAGCAAGCCAAGUUGGAACGAGAACGACGAGCAAAGGAAGCCGAGAAAGAAAGCUGCGCAGUACAGAUGCCAACAAGGCGCGCGAGCUUGCGGAGAAAGACGAAAAGGCAAAACAAGCCGAUUGUGUAUCCGUAAGCUCCAUCAGUUCAUUAAAUCCUUUAGUUUUGUUACCUAAUGCAGCUUUCCGACGUCUGACCCAUUUUUAUGUUUCCUUACACACACUCCUUGUACUUGCUAAUACAGCCCUAACCCCUCGGUUCCUCAUUUGUCUUCCUUUGAUAGGUAGUACUGAUACUAAGAUCAUGCAGUGCCUGGAGACAGGAGAAAGAGCCAACAUGUGUGUCCUGUCUUGUAAACACGCCUACUGCGGAGAAUGUAUCGCGGGUAAGUAAAAUCCAAAUAUCCUCGCACAGACACUGACAUGAACAGCGGCCUUCCAAACCGCCUUCUCAUCCAAAAAGCGAUUUAAAUGCUGCAAAUUGAAUGUCCCCAUCAACCCCGCUUCUCGCUGGCUUAAAAAGACCUUCAUCGCCUCCUAUAAAAUGCUAAUUCUCGAGCAAUCUACCAAGGAUCCCCGUUACUGCUCCACCAAAAAUUGCGCAAAGUUUAUCCCACCCGCAAACAUACAUGGAACCAUCGCAGUUUGUCAAGCAUGCAAACAUCGUACGUGCGCACCUUGUGGUAAUGCAGAGCAUUCUGGUGUAUGCAAAGAGGAUAAGGAGGGCCGAGCGGUACAGGCUCUGGCGGAUAAAGAGGGCUGGAAAAGUUGUCCUAGUUGCAAGUUCGUCAUUGAUAAGAAUGAAGGUUGUCUGCAUAUGACUUGUAGAUGUCUUUUUGAGUGGUGUUGGGAAUGUAAGAGAGAGUGGAGUAAAUGCAAUAGCACUUGCAAGAGGAGAUAAGGAACGCGGUGACUAUAUAUAUAUAUAUAUAUAUUCCAUUUUUGGAAAAUGAAAUGAGGCAAUAAAUUUUGUUCCA